CAACGACGACGACCACAAACACCAGUUGGCAGUCUGUCGGGUGCACCACUCCUUCCCCUCCCCCCCCCUUCCUUUCCCCCACUCCCACUGUUGGUUUGCAGGAGCAGGCAGCUUCUUGCCUAGUGCCCAUCCAUGCAGCUGUUGGCGGGUGGUGGGCGACGACGGCGCCCUUGGACGCUGGCUGGACCGGCACUCGUGCUCGCGCUUGUGGUGCUGGUGGUCAUGAGCGACCGCCCAUACAUGGCAUCCCAGAAGCGACCUGGCACUGGACCAAAGCACAACCUUGUACAGCAACAGCAACAGCGGCAGCAAGCACCACGGGAGCAAGGCAGACCCUGGGGCAAGGUGUUGGUGGGGAUGACGGUGGGGAAGAAGUGCCGCGCGCGCGUGGAGCAGAUGUUGGAGGACUGGGGUCGGACGCAGUUCAACUACAUGUUCUUCGUGUACGAUGGCACCGACUGGUCCGCGCUGGAGGCCCUGGACGGCGUGACGGUGCUGCAGACCCGCGCGCUCAAGAUGCACCAUUACAAGGCGAACGUGCCGCCGGAGCGGGUGGACGGGUAUGACUUCUUCUUGUUGCUGGACUGCGAUGUGGGCCUGGCGCACUUUGACGUGCACUCGUUUCUGGACAUCCAGUGGGAGCGGCAGAUCCCGAUUGCGCAGCCGUCCGUGGCGUGGGGCGAGCUGCGCGAUCGCUCCAGCGACCACCGCGUGUGCCGCAACGUGCCAGGCCCACACUAUGGGCGCUGGACGACGUUUAUCGAGUGCGGGCCGUUUGUGUCCUUCAUGGCAGAUGCGUGGCGGUGCGUGUACGACCUUGUGCAAGGGGACCUUGGCAGCGGCUGGGGCUUGGACUACAAGUGGUGUGCGUAUGCUCGGGACGUGUGCCGGCUUCGCCCUGCGCUGAAGGGCCCGAUCCGCACCAGCCCAGACGACGGUGGGCGCGUUUGCGCGGUCAUUGAUGCGCAGGUGGUUGACCACUUGGACGAGCGCACCGCCUUUGGUCGCCUCGGCUCAAACUACCAGCCCCGGCAGGAUGCGGUGGAGUUUGAGCGACGGUUCCCCGAUGUGGAGAGCACGACGCUGACCAACUGCUUGUGUGCCUGCGACUGCCGCGGCGGUCCGCUGCGCUCGGUCUGGAACACCUUUGUCCGGUCCACUCAGGUGUUUGGGGUGUGGAAUUUUCUGCAAUGUGAAUGCAGAUUUUAGACUGCUCCGCUGCCUGCUUUUCCCGGAUAUCUUUAGUAAACGUAAGCAAGUAC
Molecule: messenger RNA, 1262 nt
Organism: Salpingoeca rosetta
Lineage: Eukaryota; Choanoflagellata; Craspedida; Salpingoecidae
Exons: 2
Coding region: 133-1209 (358 amino acids)
Source: RefSeq, a predicted model, not a curated record